UGGGUAACGUCAGCGCUGCCAGCGUGGAAACGCGGACUGGCUGGGAGGGAGGCGGAAGUGGGAACGGAAGAUCCUGUACGACUCGACACCUGUGGGAAGUGGAGUACAUUAACUACCUGACAGCAUUUGGGUACAGCAGCCCCUAACUUCAGCAUAGAAAUUCUUGGAGUUCAGAGAAACCCUUUCAGAAGAAAAUGUUGGACCCUGCUUUGGCAGACAUGGGCAAGAACUUGAAUGAUGCCAUGAAAUUACUGGAGGAUGCUCAAAGAGAUGUAGAUGAAGAGCAAGACAAGAAGUUUGUCAGGAAAGAUAUCCCUGGGCCCUUACAAGGCAGUGGACAAGACAUGGGAAGCAUUCUGCAGAUCGUACAAAAUCUCAUGCAAGGCGAGGAGGACGGUGGUGACCCAACAUGUCAAAGAAUCCAGCAUGUUGGAGAACAAGGUCACAUAGCUUUACUUGGGCAUAGUUUAGCAGCUUACAUUUCAGUCUUGGAGAAGGAAAGACUUAGAAGGAUGACUACCAGAAUCCUCUCUGACACUACGCUCUGGCUUUGCCGUCUUUUCAGGUAUGAAAAUGGCUCAGCAUAUUAUCACGAAGAUGACCGGGAAGGCCUUUUAAAAGUCUGCAGACUAAUUAUCCAUUCUCGGUAUGAUGACUAUAUCACUGAAGGUUUCAAUGUCCUGACUACUAAACAACCUGUCAUCUAUAUUAGUGCUGCAUCCAGACCAGGACUAGGACAAUAUCUGUGUAACCAGCUUGGCUUGCCUCUCUCCAGCUUCUGCAGUGUGCCUUGUAAUACUAUGUUUGGAUCUCAGCAUCAAAUGGAUGUAGCCUUGCUGGACAGACUCAUUAAAGAUGAUGUUGACUCUGGAAAGCUGCCGUUAUUACUUGUUGCAAAUGCAGGCACUCCAGGAGCAGGCCAUACCGACAAAAUUGGGCGGCUUAAGGAACUCUGUAAUCAGUACAGUAUGUGGCUACAUGUUGAAGGAGUAAACCUGGCAACUUUGGUACUGGGCUACGUCAACUCAUCAGUUUUGGCUGCCACCAAAAGCGAUAGCAUGACUCUUACUUUGGGGCCUUGGCUAGGUCUUCCUGCUAUACCUGCUGUGACUCUUUAUCGUCAUGAGGACCCAUCUUUGUCAUUAGCUGCUGGUCUUACAUCAAGCCAACCAGUAGAGAAGCUCCGUGCCUUGCCACUGUGGUUGUCUCUGCAGUACUUGGGUCAUGAUGGAAUUGUUGAAAGAAUCAAGCAUGCAUCCCAGCUGAGUCAACGAUUGCUUGGAAAUCUGAAAAAUCUGAACUACAUAAGAACUUCUGAAAUUGUUUCGAAGCAAAAGGAGGUGACAUUCUCUGGGAAAUCUUUAGGGGACCUCUUAGGGAAUAUUAUAUUAUCAAUUGUUGAAGAUGAAUUGAGCUCUCCAGUCGUAGUCUUCAGGUUUACCGAACUUCAAGUAAAACCAGGUACAGAGCAAGUGUCAUAUACCUCACAGACAUCAGCUAAGCCAGACUCAACAAACAACAAUCAGAGGGAAUUGUAUGAUACCUUUAAUCGCUGGCUUGGAGAACAGUUAGCACAGUUAGUUCCAACAAGUGGUGUUGAUGUUGUUGAAUUGGAAGAUGAAGGCACUUGUGUACGAUUUAGCCCAUUAAUGACAGCUGCAGUCCUGGGUACCAAAGUGGAAGACACUGAUCAUUUGGUGGAAUGUUUGAAAGCCAAGAUUCCUGUUUUGAACAGUACUUUAGAAUUAAGAGAAGAGUUUAAGAAUGAAGUGUACAGAACAGCAGGACUGACGUACAUUGAGGAUCUUAGCUGGCCUGGUGUGGGUGUCAUAAGGUAUGAACUGUUUGGUGAGGAGCACGACCCAAACAAAAGGCAAGCAGAAGUGGAAAAGAUCAGUUUUGGACUACUGAAGAAGUUGAAAGAACUUGAUUCUGAUCUCUUAUUCUCCAGUGGACCUGAAUUUGGAGGAGAAAAAAACUGCAUCUAUAUUGGCAUGGUGACAGAAGACCUAGACAUGGCUGAAUUGGUGGAAACCAUUGCAACAAUGGGAAGAGAAAUAGAAGAAAAUUCCCGGCUACUGGAAAAUAUGACAGAAGUUGUUCGGAGAGGUAUUCAGGAAGCUGAAAUGCAGCUGCAGAAAGCAAGUGAAGAAAAACUUAUGGAAGAGGGUGUCCUCAGACAAAUACCUUUAGUAGGUUCUGUAUUGAACUGGUUGUCUCCGGUACAGGCCCCCCUGAAAGGAAGAACAUUCAGUCUGGCGGCAGGUUCUGUGGAGUCAACAGAAACGACUUAUGCAACAAAGGCACAAAACACAGGAUCAACCCCGCCACCCACCCCUACCAUCAUUCGAACAAAACACCGACACCCAGGACAGAAGUUGUUUAGACGAUCUUCCAAGUGCUCUGAAGCUGGCAGUGAGGCAGGUUCAUUAGCUCCUGCUGAAGAGAGGGAAAAGGAGGUACAACUGCCUGUAACUGCAUCUGAUAAACAGGAGCAAGAAGUUCCAGAUGAGGUUAAGUUGUCUGAGAAUUCACAGGUGGAUUCUAAGGAGGAACCCGAUGACAAAUCCAAACUAACAGAAUCACUAGACGAAGUAGAGAUACAAGACAAUGAACAAAGUUCUGCUCACACAGAGGAUACUGAAGGCCUAAGAUAAUGCAGCUCUCUCAGACAGUCCCAGAUUAAACUUUUUACCUAUAAAUGGCCGGCUUUAUGAGGAUAAUAAACUGAAAUUGUGAACAGUGCCACAUGCUGCUACAGUAAAAAGUUACUGUAAUGGAACUGCAGAAAACUAAUGAUGGUAUUUAUGGAAUAUCCUCCAAAGUCUAGAAGUAUCUUCAUUUACACUUUCUUGCAGUACCUUUAUUGUUACUUGCAGAUACAUUAGGAAAUUCUUAACAGUUUAUAUAACUACUUACAAUGAAUAUGAAAUGUUUCCUUUAAAGCGUUUUGUAGCUUUCUUGGGGGGUACACUGCGGUUCUGAAAUUAAAACCAUUAAAACAUAAA
Molecule: messenger RNA, 3008 nt
Organism: Protopterus annectens (West African lungfish)
Lineage: Eukaryota; Metazoa; Chordata; Ceratodontiformes; Protopteridae
Gene: PDXDC1
Product: pyridoxal dependent decarboxylase domain containing 1
Exons: 24
Coding region: 195-2657 (820 amino acids)
Biological process (GO): carboxylic acid metabolic process
Cellular component (GO): intracellular membrane-bounded organelle
Molecular function (GO): pyridoxal phosphate binding; carbon-carbon lyase activity
Source: RefSeq, a predicted model, not a curated record